Messenger RNA from Entrophospora candida, 2424 nucleotides. The record is from the annotation of a GenBank genome assembly. Lineage: Eukaryota; Fungi; Glomeromycota; Glomeromycetes; Entrophosporales; Entrophosporaceae.
AUGGACUAUACUAUCAACGAAAAGAAAAAAAGAAUUGGGAUAUUGACGAGCGGUGGUGAUUCACCUGGAAUGAAUGCUGCUGUUAGAUCGAUUGUAAGAGUUGCUAUUUCACGUGGGUGUGAACCAUACGCAAUUUUCGAGGGUUAUCAAGGCUUGGUUCAAGGCGGCGAUAAAAUAAAAAAAUUUGGAUGGGGUGAUGUUAGAGGUUAUUUAGCAUUAGGUGGCACACUUAUAAAAACUGCUCGCUGUAAAGAAUUUCGUGAACAUGAUGGCAGACUAAAAGCAGCACACAAUUUGAUUAGGAAUGGAAUAGACGCAUUAAUUGUGUGUGGAGGUGAUGGUUCAUUGACUGGUGCAGAUAUUUUUAGAUCCGAAUGGCCUGGAUUGGUAGAAGAAUUAGUUAAGCUGGGAAGAAUUACAGAGGAAGAGGCAACAUCUCAUAGUCAUCUAACAAUUGUAGGAAUGGUUGGUUCAAUUGAUAAUGAUAUGUCAUCAACUGAUAUAACUAUUGGAGCUGUCACUUCAUUGCAUCGAAUUUGUGAAGCUGUUGACUGUAUUGCAUCUACAGCUUAUAGUCACUCGCGUGCUUUUAUAAUUGAAGUUAUGGGAAGAAAUUGUGGUUGGCUGGCAUUAAUGGCAGCAAUCAGCACUACCGCAGAUUUUGUUUUUAUUCCUGAAAAUCCACCAUCAUCAGAUAAUUGGGAAGAGGAAAUGUGUCAAACCAUUAAAAAUCACCGCGAUCUUGGAAAACUCAGAACUAUUGUGAUUGUUUCAGAAGGAGCCACUGAUAAAAACUUACAUCCAAUAAAAGCUGAUUAUAUCAAAGAUCUUUUAACGACUAAUUUGGGUCUUGAUACCAGAGUUACAACAUUGGGUCAUAUACAACGUGGUGGAAGACCAUGUGUCUAUGAUAGAAAUCUUGCAACUUUACAAGGUUAUGAAGCAGUAAAAGCUGUUCUUAAUACAACACCUGAUUGUGAAUCACCUAUGAUUGGUAUAAAAGAAAACAAGAUUACAUGUGAACCUUUAAUGAAGGCUGUUGAAUUAACACACCAAGUUGCAAAGGCUAUUGAAAAAAAAGAUUUUAAACAAGCUAUGAAAUUACGUGAUCCAGAAUUUAUUGAUUCUUAUGAGAUAUACCAAGCAGUCUCAUUCACUGAUGGCCAUGGAUCCAAAUUAGAAGAAUAUAAACGUCUUCGUAUUGGUAUAAUUCAUAUUGGUGCACCAGCUAGUGGAAUGAGUUCAGCAACAGGUGCAGCCGUUUCUUAUGCACUUAAUCGAGGACAUACUCCUAUUGCAAUAUUUAAUAGUUUCAAGGGUCUUUUAGAAGACAACCUUCGAGAAUUUUCUUGGAUAGAUGUUGAUGGCUGGAUUGCUAAAGGUGGCUCAGAACUUGGCACUAAUCGAAGCGAACCUGAUGUGGACAUUGGAAUGGUGGCAUAUCAAUUUCAAAAACACAGAAUUGAUGCUUUACUAUUGAUUGGAGGGUUUGAAGCUUACAGUUCACUCAUUAAAUUGUAUAAUGCUCGGAAUAGUUAUCCUGCAUUUUGUAUUCCAAUGAUUUGUUUACCUGCUACCAUAUCAAACAAUGUUCCUGGCACUGAUUUUUCUUUGGGCAGCGAUACGAGUUUAAAUGCUGUAGUUGACUGUUGUGAUGCAAUUAAACAAUCUGCUUCCGCUUCCAGAAGAAGAGUUUUUGUAGUUGAAUUGCAUGGUGCAACAAGUACAUAUAUUCCAGAAGUAGGAUUAUCUUUAAAGACUCUUCAAUCAGAUAUUAAUCAUUUGAAUAGAAGGUUUGGUGAAGAUGUAAAAGGUGUAAGUUCAGGACGUUUAAUUCUUAGAAAUGAACGUGUAUCUACUACUUAUACGACAAAUGUAAUAGCCGAUAUUGUUAAAACUGAAGGUCAUGGACUAUUUGAUUGCAGAACAACUAUUUUAGGUCAUAUUCAACAAGGUUCUACACCAUCACCUUUAGAUCGUAUUCGAGCAACUAGACUUGCAGUAAAGUGUGUUAAAUUCUUGGAAAAUUAUGCAUUUUCUUCAACUUCUGCUACACCAGCGAAUUUAUCAUUACCACAACCGUCUUUGUCAAAUCAUAAAAUUUCUUCUGUAAAACCAAGAAUUUAUACCAAAGUUAAAGAAUCUGCUGCUGUGAUUGGAAUAGAUGGUGCACACGUUGUUUAUAGGCCUGUUAUUGAUUUAUUGUCAGAAACUGAUAUGGAUAAACGUACAAGCACCAAAGCCUGGUGGAUUCGAAUAAAAGGAUUGAAUAACACAAAAUUUUAUACAAAAUUAUCUAUUACUGAAGUGGAAGUUAUUGAAGUUAUUGAUAAAAAUGAAGAAUUUGCAAAUACAGUCAAAGCCUACUAUAGUGGACACUCAGUUCCAGACAUUUUUGUCCACUAUAAUGAAUUUCCACUAUAA